AUGGCCGAGCAACAUCCCACCACAACGAAGAAGACCCAAUCCCGACAGCAGCCUGGCCUUGCCUGUGAAGGUUGCCGGACGCGGAAGAUGCGAUGUGAUCGACAAGAACCAACCUGUAACAACUGCAAAGAUCUGAACAUCGUUUGCAAACCCAAUGCCGUCAGGCAGCCCAGAGGUCCCAAGAAGGGACAAUUGCGAGCAUUGCAGUCCCGCAUCUUGCUUCUCGAGCAGCAGCUUGGCGAUGCGAAUACCAACCAAGACACGAGCAACUCCAGCGGAGAAUCCGAUCAGGAUCCAUCCCUAGAUACAUCCCGCAAGAGCUCCACUGCAGUAUCAGAGAUCAGUCUGCAAGAAUGCGAUACGCUGCCCGACGGAUCCGCGCCUCUCAUCUUCUCAGAUCCACCCUUCGAUCCGAUGAUGCUGUUCUCCCCACCAUAUCCUCUCAUGACAUAUACCGGUGACAUGCAGGAUGCAAUGGACAUGGACAUGGAUGCUUUGUCAAAGAUGAACCUCUUCACAUCCAUGGACACAUUUUCAAAUACCCUCCCAAUCGAGAACAACUUCAAUGGCCCGUCGUUCGGUCUCGACAACGUUCAAGCCGUUCCUCUCACGGAAUUUCAAAGAGCCGAUCUGAAUCAUCUGUACUUCGAUCGAGUACAUUCUUUUGUACCCUUCCUACACCGACGGCGAUACUUCAAGAGAGAGGCCGCCUCUGGUAACAGCUCUGCACCUUUCACAACCCUCCAACAUGCCAUGUGGACCAUGGCCGCCUCCAUGGGAAGUCAAUUCCUCGAUGUCCGCGCCACCUUCUACGCCACCACCAGAUCAAUGCUGGAGAGAUGGGAGUUGGAAACCCUCGGCGAGGCCAUCUCCAUCGAGUACGUCCAAGCGUUGAUCCUGCUCGCCAUCUACGAGACGACCCACGUCAGCUACCAGCGGGGCUCCAUGAGCGCCAGCCGCUGCUUCCGCCUCGUGCAGCUCCUCAAACUGCACAAGAUCGACGACCCCAACUCCACCCCGGACGAGCAGGGCCACUGCGAGAUCGAGCGCGAAGAACGCCGCCGCGUCUUCUGGGCCGCCUACAUGCUCGACCGCUUCCUCAGCCUCUUCAACCAAUCCCCCAUGACCGUCAGCGAGCAGAUGAUCCUCACCCGCCUCCCCAUGCCCGAAAGCCCCUUCCAAUGCUCCCACCCCUUGCGCACCGACUUCCUCGCGCAGGUAAUCUCCAGCCCGCCGGACCACGACCUCAGUCCCUUCUCCGAGACGAUCUUCUGGGUGACCAUCGCCGGCCGCUGUCUCGCGCACCAGCAGGAGUCCGCCAUCGACCUCGUCCACGGCGGCUGCCAGAUCGAGGACUCCGUCGCGCGAUACAACGCCCUCAGCGCGAUGCUGCUGCAGAAAUUGGAGAACGCGAGCACCACCGCCGGCCGCAUGGUGGACGAUUCCUCCGAGGCCCUCCAGCUCUUCACGAACAUGGUCUCGCAGACCGCGCUGAUGUUGCUCUUCACCGCCAUGCCCGCACAUGACGUCGUCCCGACUGCCUCGGGCGGCUUCCACGGCGUGCACGUCCGCGCCCUGGCCGCCUCGCAGACCUUCGCGGGCCUCCUCCAGCGUCUGUCGGAGUUUAGCUCGUUCAAGAUCCAACCCCUCACCCCGAUCCUCCUCUACUACUGCGCCGUCUUCUCCAAGGCCCACCAGGACAUCGACGUCCGCGCCCGCCACCAAUAUGAAAUCAUCGUCAACAAGUUGAAGGACUUCGCCGCCGCGAAUAAACUCGCCCAGGAGUGUCUGACUUGUCUGGGUAUGGGUCGGUGA
Molecule: messenger RNA, 1815 nt
Organism: Dissoconium aciculare CBS 342.82
Lineage: Eukaryota; Fungi; Ascomycota; Dothideomycetes; Mycosphaerellales; Dissoconiaceae
Exons: 4
Coding region: 1-1815 (604 amino acids)
Biological process (GO): regulation of DNA-templated transcription; DNA-templated transcription; methylation
Cellular component (GO): nucleus
Molecular function (GO): zinc ion binding; DNA-binding transcription factor activity, RNA polymerase II-specific; DNA binding
Source: RefSeq, a predicted model, not a curated record